Pomacea canaliculata is the source of this 4179-nucleotide messenger RNA. RefSeq names its product ankyrin repeat and SOCS box protein 8-like. NCBI's taxonomy places the organism in Eukaryota, Metazoa, Mollusca, Gastropoda, Architaenioglossa, Ampullariidae. Gene Ontology annotation, molecular function: protein binding. The transcript is spliced from 3 exons. Gene Ontology annotation, cellular component: cytoplasm; nucleus. Bases 142 to 1020 code for a protein of 292 amino acids. The record is from RefSeq and is a predicted model, not a curated record. Gene Ontology annotation, biological process: intracellular signal transduction.
AAUUUUCGCGACAAGUAAACGCAACUAUUUCCGGUUAUGUUUACAGCUGUUAAAGAAAACAAACCUGGGAAAAUGUUGUGAGCGCAGAAAAUAACUUCAACAGUCGCACAUUCACUGCUGAAUGUGAUAAUCCAUCACAUUAUGACAAGAGAAGGCAUGUGGUUUGUGAUGGAAAGCGCUCAAGCAAACUAUGAGCUGUCAGAUCGUCUCAUCCGUGCCAUCAGCAAUCUUCGCACAUUUUCUGGUGUAAAUGAUGAUAUUGAACAGCUCAUAGAAUCAGGUGCAGAUGUGAAUCGUCUCCAUGGCACCUUGCUACCAUUGCACUGUGCGUGCAUGGUCAGUGACAGCUACUGCCUUCAGCUUUUACUGCAAAAAGGUGCUCGGGUAAAUGAUAUAGACGGCUAUGGUCGAACAGCCUUGCACUAUGCUGCAGAACGGGACAUCUGUUGUACUGAAGUCCUGCUACAGCAUGGAGCUGAUGUUAAUGCUGGAGAUGGGAACCAUGACACCCCGCUGCACUGGGCAGCCUACAAGAAUCAUGUAGAAUGUGUCAAGCUGCUUCUACAACGUGGUGCAUUAGUUGAUGCUUAUGACUACAAUCUGGACACUCCUUUAAGUUGGGCUGCCCGUCGAGGGAAUCUGGAAGUUAUCAAGAUUCUUCUAGAUUACAAUGCAGAUCCUACGCUACAUAAUGCAAAAGGUCAUACGCCAUUAAUGAGAGCUGCAGCCACAGUUGCCAGCGGUCUUGAGACUGCUGCUGAUGAUGAUUGUUUGGAACUGCUGGUGAGAGCAUCUGGGCAGUUUGACGUGCGUAGUCCUUCAGGACAGCUGCCACCAGAACUGGCACGAGACAAUAAAGUGCGUGAAACUCUGCUUCCGCUGUGCUGUAAUCCACUUCGACUGCAGGCUCUCUGCCGAACACAAAUAAGACGUUGUCUCGGCCACUGCUACAUGCCAAAUGUCAUGCGAAAGCUGCCAAUGCCUCCACAACUUCAGGAUUUUUUACUGCUCACCAGUUAAUGCUAAAGGACUGUCACAUCUUUGUGACAGUUUUGCAAAAGGUUUAGGGAGAAAGCAGAGAAACUUGAAGACUGCAGUAAUUAAGUAUUCCUUGUUUUUCAGGAAAGUGCAGGUACAACAAAUUACAAGGUAUCUUUUCAUCUGAAAAUCAACAUGCUGUGCUGUUGCCAAAGUUAUGUCUUUCACAGGAAAAGAGUUGUAUGUGUGCAUAGGUGUGUGUUUGCAUCCAUAAGCUUGUAGGCUUGUGUGUGUUCGUGUGUGUCAUUGGGCCUUUACGUGUGUACAUUUUGCUUUAAUUUUCUUCAUUACUAAUUUACAAACCUACACUCGCAAUAUUAGGCAGUUGCAAAUAAAAUGCUUCUCGUGUACAUCAUUUGUCAAAAUGAGGAAUUGUUUUUAAUGUAAGUUCCAAAGCACAUGUUGAUAAGACCUUUGACUAUACAUUGUAUUAUUUCAGACUUCUUUUGCAACCUGAACAGUAUCAGGGCUUUUAAGCACUAGAAGGCAUGCUACUGAGUUUACAACUCUGCAGAUGUAUACACUGCUUUGAACUGCAGCACAGUCAUGACAUGAUAGUAGAGAAAAUUAUUUUUUCAAAUAUUGUCUUUUAUCGGGAUAAAUGAUUGACUCAUAAUAAAAGACAUAAUAGGCAUUUGUGAAUUAAUAUCUGUAUUUAUCAGUGCAAGGUUUGCAAACAAAUCAGGACAGUAUCUGUCAUAGAACUUAAGUUGCUUACUCCAGAUCAGGUCACUGCAUAAUUUGAUCUGUUUGUGCAUGAGGCAUUUUUCCUUGGGGUUUUAGAAUGUUGUUGUGAGAAUACUGGUGUUAAAAUGCCACACACAGUACCAACAUACACUUUCAAGGCAAAUUACCACACACCUUACCAACAUGCUCUUGCAUCGCAAAAUGCCAGAAAGCAUUGCCAGUCUUGGCUGGAUUAAAAAAACAAAAAAACCAGGUAUCACUGCUUGUAGAAUGAUGUAGCUACUGAUCCAUCAAUCUGACAGGCUGCAUGUACAAGAUCCCAGCCAGGUAACACUUGUGGAUUAGCUAGCAAUUUGGGUUGCCAGAAUGACUCUUUAAUUGUUAAAUGUUACAUGACUUCCAGUUCUAUUUCAGAAGCAGAUCCCAGAUGAUUCCUAUUGACAAACUAAAGGGACCAGAGAUAGUAAAUAUUCAUCUAUCUGAAGAAGAAAUAUGAUCAUGUGAUGGCUUCAUAUUUUUUGCUCUCACAUUGGCAAAUAAUCAGUGGUUCAAUACAAAUGGUGGGUGGGAGAAAAUAUGCACGUGCUUGCAUGCCUGUUUCAUUUUCUGAGAUGUGAAAAUCUCAUGCAACACUCUAUCAUAAGCUGCUGCAUCAUGUCAUCCAAACUGCUGAAGUCUCCUUCACCAGAAACAUAGACUAAGACAAUGGUUUUGCUGAUAAGUAAACUUGAAGAAAACCUAAAAUAAAAAGGGAGAAUAUAGGCAGGACAAACAAAUGAACCAUUGAAUUCAUUCAUUCACUCUUUGACUAAUGGUGGUUAUUGGGAAGUGGUGGGGGGGGGGAACACAUGAAUUGAUUGGGCAAGUGACAAAGCCCACCACAGGACAAACAGUCCACUCGUUCAUGUACGUAAAUCAGUUCUUCCUUUGGUCACUAUGGCAUUGCCAACACACCAAAGUACCUUAGAAGACCAUCUUCAACAGUGUUGUGCCAGGUCACCUCCAAACUAGGCCAGCUUACUCUGAUUGUUGCAGGUGGUGUCCUACGAGUGUGGCAAUCAUGUUUCAUACAAUCAUUGGUUUUGUGUUUUCUUUGUAUGAGAUCUACUGCACCCUCAUCAGGCACUUGCUCCUGAAUUUUCCUUUAUAUCAGGAAGCAGGAUUGGUACAAUAAGGGACUUGUACAAAUUGUAAACCUAAUGUUAAGUCUGUACAAGACCCAUAUUUAACCAUUGCAGUCAUAACCCUAAUGUGGAUACCUUCUGCCAUCUUCAGAAAGGUAUUCCCAAGUACUUAAAGCUGUUUUACCUCCCUGAGCUGAACUCCAUUCUUGUGUUAUCUGCGUUUAUUAUGGCUAAUGACCAUGGGUUUGCUUGUCUGUAUUCCAUAUGCGUUUGAACUGUCAUUUUGUUGGUAGCGUCUUGCAGUUCUUUGUUGAUACCUAUUAUCAGACUGAGGUCAUCUGCAAAGCAUAGUUUGCAAAUUGGCCUUUCACGGAGGGAAACGUUCAUAGAGGUUUUACACAUGAUGUGAAACAAAUGCUUGCCAGCAAACUGUCAAAGAACUAGUCGUAGCAUCCAUGUACCUGACCUAAAUGAAGCAUCCUUGAACUGUUGCAUAUUUUGGCUUAGCACUUAACCACACACAUUGGGGACCAACAAUGUGGUCCAAUACCUAAUGGCAGCAUUGAGACAUUGUUGAUCAAGCUUCAUUAACUUGUACUUGAUCUUUCUUGUACCUAAGUUGUACAUCCAGUUGACUGACAAGACUUCCUUUCCAAAAUUCUACACUAAUGGAUCCAUAGAUGCUUUUUGUUGUAUUCUAAAAAUAUAUUUGACCAUUUAUAUUCGUAUUGCAAUUUUAGUGCUGUCUUCCAGAUAAAUAAUUUUUUAAAAACUAUCAUUUAGUUUUACUACAUGGAAGCUAUGAUUCUACCCCCACUCCUCUCUAGAGAUAUAUAACUAUGGAGGGAAAAAAAUCUUUCGCUGAAGUAAAAUAAAAUGAUGUGAUGACUGAAUAUACAUGAGCAGCUCUGUCUAGAUAUUAACUGACAUAUAUAAACAGGCUAACUUUUAAUACAUUUUCUGGAAGAGGUAUAUCAUUUACCUGUCCAUUUGUGCUCAUUUUAAGGAAAAAAUACACAACUUUCUAAUUGUUUCUGUAAUAUCAUGACAACAUCUGGGCCUGAAAAGCAUCCUAAAUAAACCAACCACACUUGAAGACUAGAAUUAUACUUCAAGCCAGAAUACUAAAAGGAAAAUGUUAAUGCAACAUAGAUUAAAGGAAUGUGCCAAGUUCUGUGGAAAUUAUGUUUUGGCUCACAAGUUAUGUAUGAGGGUGCUCAUGCAUGUAAAGCAUUUUGUAUGGAUGCAUGCAUGUGACUUUUUAUAUGCACAAAAUAACAUCUACUGUCCACAAACUUUAAUGUUUAUUUAAUAAAAACAUAUCAGAGCA